This is a messenger RNA of Fomitiporia mediterranea MF3/22, 920 nucleotides long. Its product is annotated as glutathione S-transferase. Lineage: Eukaryota; Fungi; Basidiomycota; Agaricomycetes; Hymenochaetales; Hymenochaetaceae. The transcript has 4 exons. Gene Ontology annotation, molecular function: glutathione binding; glutathione transferase activity. Gene Ontology annotation, cellular component: cytoplasm. The coding region runs from base 43 to 723 and encodes 226 amino acids. The record is from RefSeq and is a predicted model, not a curated record.
AGCGAUCAAAUAGUGAACCGUGCCUCGUUUUGGCUGGAAAUCAUGGUUGUGAAGCUUGUUGGUCUCUACUCCUCAACAUGUACCCGGAUGGUCACGGUAGCCCUUAGGGAGAUAGGCGUCCCAUAUGAGCUGAUACCAGUCGAUUUCUUUAACGAUCUCAAGAAGGAAGAAUUCCUCGCCACCAAGCAGCCUUUCGGCCAGAUUCCGAUACUUAUCGAAGACGAUGGAUUCCAGCUUUUCGAAGGCCGAGCAAUCGCGCGGUACUUGAUUGCGAAAUAUGCGCCAGAUAGCAGUCUCAUACCGAAAGAACCGAGGAAGCUCGCUUUGUUCGAGCAGGCGAUGUCAAUCGAGAACAAUGACUUCUACUUUUAUGUUUCGGGAAUGUCUAUAGAGAAAUAUUAUAAGCCUCUGAAAGGCUUGCAAGGGUCUGAGGAACGUGCUGCCGAGUAUGCUUCUAUACUCGAAGAGAAAUUGAAGGGAUACGAGCGCAUUUUGAGUAAACAGAAGUAUCUUGCUGGAGACGAACUUACGCUCGCAGACCUUAUCCACCUGCCAUACGGAGACCUCGUAACAGAAUUGGGUUUCAAGGGACUUACAGCGACGCCGAAUGUCGCUCGGUGGUGGGCCGACAUAUCAUCGCGUGAGACGUGGAAAGUAGUCCAGGCGGAGAUGAAAGUAGAGAUGGACGCCUUCUACGCAUCGCAGAAGCUGAAGCAGUCAUAGGCGGUUGCCCGAGUUGUGGUUCUGUAUUAUUAAAAGUAAUAAACGCGGACUCUUCGGGUCAUCUAUUGUUUCAGGCUCUUGGGUACUUUGGGGAUCUGCACCACACAUAUCUGGUCACGGAGACGUGAGAGGAAGGAUGACCUGUCCGCUGAGGAAGUGAUGGCAACAUAUGGUAUCCCAGAAUAGUACAGUAGAUG